Cricetulus griseus (Chinese hamster) is the source of this 1107-nucleotide messenger RNA. The record is from RefSeq and is a predicted model, not a curated record. NCBI's taxonomy places the organism in Eukaryota, Metazoa, Chordata, Mammalia, Rodentia, Cricetidae.
ACUUUAAUCUCAAACUCACCUUUGUGGUUCUCUUACCCACUCCCUCGCCCCCACCCUCCUAUCCACCCAUCUGCCCCACUGACUCAUCACUAACCCUCCUCCUGCAGCUUCAGUGGUGGACGCUGCUGCUACUUUCCCGCAGGCCGUUCCAGGACUGUGCAGUUCUCGGAACAGGCUGGUGUCCCUGUGCUGUCUACCGUCACAUUCUGGGUGGAGUCUCGGCUCAGCAACUGGACCAUGAAGUCUCUGGAGAUAUCCCUGUACCUGUCUGAGUGGAUCAAGUUUAACCCUCCUCUGGGAGACAUCAAAGCGUCUCGUAUAGACGGGCAGUUACGCCUGGAUUGGAACAUUACCGAAGAGGUUCCAGCUGAGGUGCAGUUCAGGCGCCGGACGCCCACAACUAAUUGGACAUUGGGUGACUGUGGACCCCAGGAUAUCUCUGACUUAGGUAUGACUGAAGACAUUCAUGGCAGCAUUUCUGAGUCCUGCCUCUGCCCUUUAGAGGACAUGGCCCAGGAGCUCCAGAUACGGCGGCGACGGCAGCUCUCCUCGGGGGCUCCUGGAGGCCCCUGGAGUAGUUGGAGUGCUCCUGUGUGUGUUCCACCUGAACGCUUCCCCCAGCCUGAGGUCAAGUUCCUGGUGGAGCCGCUGGGUCAAGGUGGAAGGCGGCGUCUGACCAUGCAAUGCCAGACGCCGCAACCAGCUGUCCCUGAGGGCUGCCUGGAAGUCAGGCCUGGUGCUCUGGUGAAGCACUUGGUGCGUGUGCACAUGUUGUCCUGCGCGUGCCAGCCUCAGAACCGGAAGACCAUGUCCAUAGGCAAGCCGCUGAACCUCUCCGGGGCUGCCUACAACUUGGUUGUACUCACCAGGACUCGUUUUGGCCGCAGCCCCUACCAGAUGUGGCACCUUCCUGCCCAAGAACUCACAGGUGCCUGGGGCCCAGGGGCAGAACAUGAGGGCGGCGGGUUCCUUCGUCAUGCACAAAAGAAUGAGGUUAAGACAGUGUCCAAGUGAAAGGCGCAUCAAAACUUCAGUCAUUGAGAUCUAUGUUUAAUGCAGGACUUUAAAACACACAAACUAGCCAAGCGUUGGUGGUGCACGUCUUUA